Molecule: messenger RNA, 853 nt
Organism: Gekko japonicus
Lineage: Eukaryota; Metazoa; Chordata; Lepidosauria; Squamata; Gekkonidae
Gene: CRYAB
Product: crystallin alpha B
Exons: 3
Coding region: 211-735 (174 amino acids)
Biological process (GO): protein refolding; response to heat
Molecular function (GO): protein folding chaperone; structural constituent of eye lens
Source: RefSeq, a predicted model, not a curated record
UGCCAGUCGGAGAGCAAGCAAAUCCCUCGCUAAUCGGGCAGGCCAUGUGGAAUGGUGCAGAUCGGGGAGCAGGGACAAUAAAACACCUGACAUCACGGUUCCAGAGGGUUCAGCCGGGGCAAGGCCUGCUGCCGGACAGGGUAUAAAACCCCGGCUCUCGCCUGGCGGGACCAGCACCGCUGCCCAGCGUCUCCUCUUGGACCGAUCCAGAUGGAUAUCACCGUUCACCAUCCUCUCUUCCGCAGGCCCCUUGUGUCCGCCCUGUCGCCCAACCGCCUCUUCAGCCAGGCCUUCGGAGAACACCUCGUGGAAGCUGAGCUUUUCCCCAGCACCUCGGCGCUCAGCUCUUUCCUCUUGAGACCCUCCCUCUUAAGGCUCCCCACCUGGCUAGAGAGCAGAUUCUCAGAGAUGCGACUGGAUAAGGACAAAUUCUCUGUAAAUGUGGACGUGAAGCAUUUCUCUCCCGAGGAGUUAAAAGUCAAGGUUCUUGGAGAUAUGAUCGAAGUCCAUGGGAAACACGAGGAACGACAGGAUGAACAAGGCUUCGUAGCCAGAGAGUUCAACAGGAAAUACAAGAUCCCAGGUGAUGUGGAUCCCCUCUCCAUCACUUCCUCCCUCUCUUCUGAUGGUGUCCUGACGGUGAAUGGACCAAGAAAACCAACGGAGAUGCCGGAGCGCACCAUCGCCAUCACCCGGGAGGAAAAACCUGCCCUAGCGGGCGGACAAAGGAAGUAAACAGCUCAUUGAGACCCACUCUUUUAUAUCCAAGAAAGCCUUUCUGUCUGUACGCAGCAAGCAGUCCCACCGACCGGCUGCUCUUAUUUAUUUGUGCUAAGAUCCGCAGAUGAGCUUG